AUGAGUUUGGAUGCAGAUAACUUCCAAGUGAAAGGUAGACUAGAUGUUAAGCGCCGAGACUUUAAAGGCAAGCUGGGAAUUAGAAUAGACGCUUGGGAAUCCGAUACUAUCACCGAUCGACUUCUGGGCGAUCCAACGAAAGAAAAAAAGGAAGAAGUUAAAGAAAUAAAGCGUAAUAAAAGUGAGUCCAUGAAUAAGGACGUUUAUGAAGAUGGGAACAAGCCCCCACCUGAUCCACCACCACCCCCCAACUCUUCAAGUAGUUCAGACUUACUAAAGAAUGGAAGUGAAGAGGGGGCUGGUAAAAACAAGGCCAAACUGGAGUCGUAA
This is a messenger RNA of Copidosoma floridanum, 330 nucleotides long. RefSeq lists its product as uncharacterized. Lineage: Eukaryota; Metazoa; Arthropoda; Insecta; Hymenoptera; Encyrtidae. The record is from RefSeq and is a predicted model, not a curated record.